CGCAGUGAUCCCUGCGCUUUUUCCACUCCAAAUCAUCCUCUGGGGAGGCUGGGACGCAACUUUUUUUUUCUUUCUUUCUUUUAUAUCCUCCUCUUUGGUAGAUUUUCUUAAAAUCAACAACAAGUUGGAAGUAAAUGUUUUAACUGUUUUUACCUCUAGAACUUUGUAGAUGGUCAUCCAUAUCGGACAAUAAGCGGUAAUGGCAGAAUCUGACACGCAGGAGACUCGCCAAGCCGCAAAGGAUUCACCGUUUUCCAUAAAGAACCUGCUCAACAUUGAAGAUAAACCCUCGAAGCCAGCACCCACCCUCGGGUCUUCCAAAGGAGUGUUUGAAGGCACAUUUUUCUCCAGGCUCAGCGACCUGUCUCUGCCUAGAUUUGAGCUGCCCGGUCAGAGGAUCGGGCUGUCAGCGCAGUAUUUGGAGAGAGCGUCUGCCUGGUGGUAUCCAUACACGUUGGGAGCGCAUUUUAGGACUGCGUCGGCAGGUUCGGAGAAAAUCAGCCAGAGGGAAGAAGACAGGCGCUCGCCGGACCUCCAAAAAAGCGACCAAGAUGCCAAAGAGGAGAGCGCCGACGACGACCUGGCGCUGGACGAGAGCGACGCCGAUGAGUCCAAGAAGGAAACCGACCAGGAGGAGGACUGGAGGAGAAAACCAGACGAGCUGGACCCCGACAAGAAGCCCUGUCGUAAGAAGAAGACGCGCACGGUGUUCUCCAGGAGCCAGGUGUUCCAGCUGGAGUCCACCUUCGACAUCAAGCGCUACCUGAGCAGCUCGGAGCGGGCCGGCUUGGCCGCGUCGCUGCACCUCACCGAGACGCAGGUGAAGAUCUGGUUCCAGAACCGGAGGAACAAGUGGAAGAGGCAGCUGGCCGCCGAGCUAGAAGCGGCAAACAUGAGCCAUGCAGCGGCUCAGAGGAUCGUGCGGGUGCCGAUACUUUACCACGAGAGCGGGGCCUCGGACGGGAGCGGCAGCCCCGGUACGAACUCGCCGGGCAGCCAGUCACUGCUGGCUUUCCCCCAUCACAUGUACUAUUCCCAUCCCACGCCGCUGCUGAGGCCAGUUUAACACUACUUGUGUUUUUAAAUGGGAGCAGUAAAAAAGAAAAAAAAUCACAUUUUGUACAUUUUGUAUAUUAUUAUUAUUAUUAUUAUUAUUAUUAUUAUUAUUAUUAUUAUUAUUAUUAUUAUUGUUAUUAUUAUUGUUAUUAUUAUAAGACCAAAAACAUUGUAAAUAAAAUCUUGCUGUUGAUUCCCAAAAAUAUGGUGCAUAUAUUUUAAUGUAUUCAAUUUUGGGGGAAACAUAAACUUGUUUUAAACGGGGGUCGUUUGUCUGUGUUUCAGAAAUUUGCGUCAGUGUUUGUAAAAAAAAAAAAAAAUGUGGAAAUUAAUAUUUUAGUAUCUUUAAACCGUGCAAUACUAUUGGUUUGUCAGCCUUUUAUUUUUGUCACAGCUCAGUUUCAAAAACGCGAAAUAUUGCUUUUUUUGUUUGUUUUGUUUCGUUAUAGUGAGGACAAUCAUGUGAUUCUUAACCUGAACGCUGUACAAAACAUUCAUUUGCUUUUUUGUUUUUUGUUUUUUUGUUGUUGUUGUUUUGUUUUUUUUUGCUGUUUUUUGUUGUUUAGUUUUUAUGACGGCUGUAUAGUUUAAAAGCUACGAAAAAGCCAAAAAUAACCUCGAUUUUUGCCUCUAUGUUUUUUUUCCUGAUAUUAAAAUUCUGUAUAGACCGAAGCUCAGUAAAGUUCAUUCAAAAGAA
Molecule: messenger RNA, 1753 nt
Organism: Xiphophorus hellerii (green swordtail)
Lineage: Eukaryota; Metazoa; Chordata; Actinopteri; Cyprinodontiformes; Poeciliidae
Gene: hmx3b
Product: H6 family homeobox 3b
Exons: 2
Coding region: 200-1066 (288 amino acids)
Biological process (GO): regulation of transcription by RNA polymerase II
Cellular component (GO): nucleus
Molecular function (GO): DNA-binding transcription factor activity, RNA polymerase II-specific; RNA polymerase II transcription regulatory region sequence-specific DNA binding
Source: RefSeq, a predicted model, not a curated record